Colossoma macropomum (tambaqui) is the source of this 1044-nucleotide messenger RNA. RefSeq names its product complement C1q-like protein 4. The record is from RefSeq and is a predicted model, not a curated record. Gene Ontology annotation, molecular function: protein binding. Lineage: Eukaryota; Metazoa; Chordata; Actinopteri; Characiformes; Serrasalmidae. Bases 49 to 789 code for a protein of 246 amino acids. The transcript has 4 exons.
ACAAAGCUCAUUUCUGAAACACAAGCAGAGAGUAUUACCAGUUCAACAAUGAAGAGCUUGGCUUUGGUGCUGCUGUUGCUGUGCUGUUAUUGGUCCAAUGGGCAAACUGCCACAAUCCUCACCCAACAAGACGACCAGCAAGACCUCCAGUCUGUUCUUAGUGCGCUGGCAGAGCUGAAAGAUGAGCUGAGAAACACAAAGACUGAAAUGAAAAGCAUGGAAACCAGACUGAGUGUUAGUGAGAGUCAAGUGGAGGAGCUGAGGAGAAAGCUUGAGGAGCAGAGCCGGCUCAGUAAAGGUCAAGCCAUGAACUGGAGCAGCACAGAGACCAGACUUCUGACCCAAGUGGAGCAACUGAUGACCACAAAUGAGAAUGAGAAAGUGGCAUUUUCAGCUUAUCUUCACAGACCUCUUGGUGCCAGUGUUGGGCCUUUUAACAGUAACACCAAGCUGGUGUUUGACAACAUCAUCACAAACAUCGGCAAUGCUUAUAACUCAAUAACAGGAGCUUUUACUGCACCUGUUAGAGGCGUCUACCAGUUCGAUCUUCACAUCCAAGGAAAAGGAAGUUCUUCAAUGUCAACAGCAGUGGAGAUGCUCAAGAACGGCAGGUUCAUUGUUCUUGCCUUUGGUCAUCAGCCUGAGUAUCGCGUUAGCACCUCGAAUGGAGUCUCACUGUUGUUGGAGGUGGGAGACAUAAUCACCCUGAGUCUUCCAGCUCAGAGAAAUAUAUACGGCGAUAGUUAUCGCCUCACCACCUUCAGCGGUCACCUGCUCUUCCCUAUGUAACGUCUGCACACCUGGUCUCAAAUAUCAAAUACAAAUGAGUGGUAAUGCUCUCAUAUAACACAACGUUGGAUUGUUUUUAAGUGAUCGUGCUAUAUAAUCAUCAGGUACUCUAUACAUAAAGUGUCACAAGUUAAUUGGUAAUUAUAUGUUAAUCAGCAAUAAAACACAUUCUUUACAUUAACUUCUCAUUAAGCAUUAAUUACUGAUUACACUGCAAAAAAUAGUGUCGAGUAAAAUUAUCUUAAAAAUAGUCAA